GAGCUGGGCUACGACCGGAUGCCCCCACUGGAGCGCGGGCGGCCGGAUGCGGGGAGCUACGCCCCGGACACCAAGCCCAGUGACCUUCAGCUGUCUUCCAGGCUGCCCCCGUGCUUCAGCCGCAAGACGUGGGUCUUCUCCGUGCUGAUGGGGAGCUGCCUGAUUGUGACCUCGGGGUUUUCCCUCUACCUGGGAAACGUGUUUCCUUUGGAGAUGGAUUACCUACGCUGUGCUGCAGGUUCAUGUAUCCCCUCAGCCAUAGUGAGCUUUGCUGUCUGGAGGAGAAACGCCAGCGCGAUUCCCAACUUCCAGAUACUGUUUGUGUCCACGUUUGCUGUCACCACGACGUGUUUGAUCUGGUUUGGAUGCAAACUUGUCCUGAACCCGUCAGCAGUAGAUAUCAAUUUCAACCUGAUUCUGCUGCUUCUGCUGGAGCUUUUCAUGGCGGCCACGGUGAUCAUAUCUGCGAGGUCCGGCGAGGCGCACUGCAAGCAGAAGGCCUCCAUCUCUGAGAGCACCAACGUUGUGUAUGAAGUGACAUUUCCCGCUCGGGUCCUGAAAUCCUAUUCCGUCAUCGAGGUGAUCGCCGGUGUCUCCGCCAUCCUUGGAGGGGUCAUCGCUCUGAACGUGGAUGACGCCAUCUCAGGCCCGCACCUUUCGGUGACGUUCUUUUGGAUCUUAGUGGCCUGUUUUCCAAGUGCCAUUGUCAGUCACGUGACAGCAGAGUGUCCCAGCAGAUCUCUGGUGGAGGUGCUGAUAGCCAUCUGCAGCCUCGCGGCCCCGCUGCUGUUCACAGCCUCGGGGUACCUGUCCUUCAGCGUAAUGAGAAUCAUGGCUGUCUUCAAAGAUUACCCGCCAGCCUUCAAGCCCCACGACGCUCUCGCGCCGCUGCUGCUGCUGGAGCUGCUGCUGCAGGCGGGCCUCAACACGGCCACGGUCCUCCAGUGCGUGCGCUUCAAGGCGGGCGCGUCCUGGGACGCCGCACGGCCCGGCCCGCAGGGGCGCCCGGCGGGAGAGGUGGCCAGAAGCCCCCUGAAGGAGUUUGACAAGGAGAAGGCGUGGAGAGCCGUCAUGGUGCAAAUGGCCCAGUGA
Physeter macrocephalus (sperm whale) is the source of this 1092-nucleotide messenger RNA. It is a transcript of the gene MLC1, whose product is annotated as modulator of VRAC current 1. The record is from RefSeq and is a predicted model, not a curated record. NCBI's taxonomy places the organism in Eukaryota, Metazoa, Chordata, Mammalia, Artiodactyla, Physeteridae. Gene Ontology annotation, biological process: regulation of response to osmotic stress. The transcript is spliced from 11 exons. Gene Ontology annotation, cellular component: cytoplasmic vesicle; plasma membrane; endoplasmic reticulum. Bases 19 to 1092 code for a protein of 357 amino acids.